AGUCCAUUGCACUCAAAGCAGUGAAAGGCGGUAGAAGAGGCGAGCGGUUAUCGACGUAAACAAAUGUCCUCGGACGGCCUGAACUUGGUUGUAGUUAGCUUCUGACGCUAGUAAAUCAGUUUAUUAAGUUGUGUUUUACCCACAAUGCCUAGCCUUGAAGCUGACCAUUAUAUUUGUUUAGAAGCGCGGCUGCUGACCAGUUCUGUUGGAUGUCUGUAAAGAUGUUGUAACGUUCAGGGUUCCGCAGGUUGCUAUGUUAGGAACCUGUGCCUUAAAGGUUAGAUCAGCUCUUACAGGAAAGACUUUAACUACUAGAACCACCCCAAUCUGAGCAAGAUGGAGGCUUCUCUGGAAUUAAUGAGGAAUCCUGACUUCAGCUCUGUCCUGUCCUCGUGUGAGCCAGAGCUCCAGGAACUGAUGAGACAGAUCGACAUCAUGAUCAACCACCAAAAGAAGGAGUGGGAGGCUGAGAUCAGCACCCUGGAGCUCAGGGUGAAGAGUGGAGAGGAGGAGCUUUUGACCUCUAAAAACAUUAUUGAGCGAAGGGACCUGGAGAUCGGAUUACUUCGCCAACAGCUGGAGGAUGUCCAGAGAAGUCGCCAAGAUGUUGUUGCAAAGCACGAGCAACAGCUGCAGAAACUCCGGGAAGAGCUCGACAAGCUAAAGAGAAGUUACCAGAAACUGCAGCGCAAACAGCUCAAGGACACAUCUGGAGGAGGAAAAGUGACAGGCCAUUCAAAGGAAUCCCAGGAGCGCUCUGCAGAAUGGGAGCAGCAGCGGGCGCAGUACCAAAAACAGCUGACAGCCCUGGAAGCUCAGAAUGAGAGCCUGACUGAGGAGAUCUCACACAUUAAAAGCCAGCGGGCAUCACAGAGAGUGGAGCAGGAGCACAGGGAGUGUUGUUCAGAGGUGCAGCGCCUCCGUACUCAGCUGGAAGAGAGCCGCAGCAGCCUGCUCUCCCAGCAGCUGGAACUGGAGCGUCUCCGACCCUGUGGGCCCCUGUUGGGACAGCACCAGCGGGACCAGCAGAUGCUGCCAGAGGAACAAGAGGGGCACCAAAGAGCUCAGAACGAAGCUGCCAGACUCUGUCGACUGCUUCAAGCUAAAGAUCAAGUCAUCCGCUCUCUGGAGGACUGCCUGGCAGCCCAGGGCUGUGCCGGUGUGGAGGUCCUCAGGAAAGACCUGGAGAAGACUGCUGCCAAGCUUCAGGGCGCCCGAGCAUGUGAGGCACAGCUCAAGGCUGAGCUCGUGUGUCUGAAAGAGAGAUUGGAUCGUAUGAGCAGACAGCAAAGGGAUCGAACAACGAUGGAGCAAGAACUGAGAACCGUCAAGGCCGAUCGUGACUCGUCGACUUCUGAGAUCAAAAAGCUCAGGGAGGAGCUGGAGAGGGCCCGGCAGACCCACGGCGGGGAGGUGGAGGGAAUGAGGAGGGAGGUGUCGAGGCUGACCAGCGAGCUGCACCAGCGCGACCUGUCCAUCUCCGCUCUGAGCGGCUCCUCGUCCAGCGCCAAGCAGCAGCUUCACAGCGAGGCGCAGCGGGCGGAGCAGAAAGCAGCUGAGCUCAAGAUGGCUCAGGCCCAGCUGGACACUUUGCAAGCUGAGAACCAGCAUCUGGAAGGUCUGCUGGAGAGACUCCUGCCUCACUCACCCGAGGAGCCAGGAGUCGCACCGGCAUCCCUGCAGCAGCGCUCCGUGUCUUCCAUGAGCAGCCUGGGACAGGAAGAGCGACGGUUAAGGCAGGCGCUUGCUCAGGCCCAGCUGCAGCCGGACGCCGCAGAUAAGACGCGCCAGGAGAGGAGUGAGCGCGCUCUGCUCAGCCAUGCCAUGACGGAGCAACUGCAGCCUGAUCAGGAACGGCUUCAGGCACAGAAGGCCGCCUCUAGCCAUGAAGGAGAGAUCCAGAGGCUUUUCAAAGCGCUUCAAGUCUUACCAAAGUCUUCCAUGGAGCAAUCCGGCAGCCAGCGCAUGGACAGCAGGCCCUAUUCCUCCUCAUCUUCCUCCUCUUCCAGCAGCAGUGCUAGACUGACCAGGAGAAACUCCGUGCCAACCUUACCUCCACACAAACCUGCUGCUGAGGGCCAAAGCUCCAGCUCUGAAGACUCUCUGACCCCUGGAUCCAGAGAGAAAGGCAUUCCCUCUCACUCCUUAGAGGAGGAGCUGUCGGCGUCGCCUGCACACAGCGCCGUCACCCGUUUCCUGGAGGAAGAGAGCUUAUGGUCCAACGAGCUGCGGCAGAAACUGGACAGCCACAUCCAGGAUAUGAAGAACAACUUCAAGACUGUGUCCAAGGUCCUUGCAAACAGCUCGGAACAAGGCUGACACUGAAUCUGUGCGUGGCAGCCGGCCUCAGCAGGGAUUUAUUAAAUCUGAUAAACGGCAGCAAAAAGGAUGUCGAUUCUUUCGAGACGAAGGCUCCUGGAUCCACAAGUUCUGCACGUUUCUGCUGCUGCAGUGUUUCAAAUCUUGCGCCGUGUGUUGGAGUGCUGAAAACUGCAUGAGACAAGGGUCUGAACGCUGGGGAAACUGGGCAUAUUUUAAGGAACAUCAAGUCACUUCUGAAGAGCCCCUGUUUUGUAUAGUGCAUCUAUUAUAGGAUGAUGGAUGCACAGUGCUGUGCUGCAUCAGGGCGGGGUGCAUCACUUGGCCAUGGCGUCGUCUCAUGUCAUUCCUUUUAUUCAUAUUUAAGGAUCAGCUGGCUUUCUGAUCUGCUCAGAGCUCUAUACGAGCCUAUGACUGGUCAGAUAAUUAUUAGCCAAUCAGAGAGCAGGUCAGCUGCCGUCAUUUGGAGUCACUUUCAACAUCGAGCAUACUGAAGUGAGUGAGUGGUCAUCAGUGCAGGCGGAGCAUCUGUACAGCAUAACAUGACGUACAGUUUGUGUUGCCGUGUUGGAGCCAAUCAGUGACAGUCUGGCUUUAGUUAAUUAGUGAUCAAAUACCUUGUGCUACAGUGUCAGGUAGGGAAGGGAUGCUGGAGGAUUGUUUCCUUAAAGCCCUGGAUCCCCCUGCACCAUUGAAAUGUAGCAGUGAGAUAGGUAUGACAUCAAGCAGAUGCUAUAACACUGAUCGACCCUUCUUAUUAAUUUUUUUAUAUAUAUAAUUUUUCCUGUAGAGCCAUGUGCUAUUGGAUGAAGAAAAAAAAUGCUCUUUCUGGGACUUUAUUGUAGAAACCAUUCUAGGCCAAUUAACUGAAUUUAUAAGGAUGAAAGAGGUUCUGUUGUUAGCUCUUGACUAGCUGUAACCAUUCUUUCUGCUUUAUACUUCAUUGGUUUCUCUACUCAGUAAUCUAUAAGAACAGCAUGCAAUUAUUAUAUUAAUGCUUAAAAUUGCAUUGAUGAUAUUG
Molecule: messenger RNA, 3340 nt
Organism: Fundulus heteroclitus (mummichog)
Lineage: Eukaryota; Metazoa; Chordata; Actinopteri; Cyprinodontiformes; Fundulidae
Gene: cep63
Product: centrosomal protein 63
Exons: 14
Coding region: 337-2319 (660 amino acids)
Biological process (GO): centriole replication; de novo centriole assembly involved in multi-ciliated epithelial cell differentiation
Cellular component (GO): centriole
Source: RefSeq, a predicted model, not a curated record